Molecule: messenger RNA, 4186 nt
Organism: Rhipicephalus sanguineus (brown dog tick)
Lineage: Eukaryota; Metazoa; Arthropoda; Arachnida; Ixodida; Ixodidae
Product: F-box only protein 3
Exons: 11
Coding region: 47-1330 (427 amino acids)
Molecular function (GO): protein binding
Source: RefSeq, a predicted model, not a curated record
CGCUCGAGCUCCCCCGCUACCCCCGCUGGAACAACUGGCUGCAAUCAUGGAGGUCGUGGGUACCCGGAGAACUUCGAAUCGACUCAGCCUGGACGACAUGCCUUGCGAAAUCCUCAUAAACAUAUGUUCCUACCUGGACUACCAAGACCUGAUCCGGUGUAGUCGCCUGAGCCGUCGGCUUCGGGAUGUGUGUGCCCACGACCCCCAUUGGCGCGGUCUGUGCUGGAAGUACUGGCUGGAGACAGAGUUACCAGAGGGCGCCACGUGGCGGUCACACUUCCAGGAGCUCUACCGUGACCUGAGGCGGUACGUUCACUGCUACGCGGCGAUGAAGUCUGCCUGGCAGAAGAUCAAGACUUUUAUGCAGAAGCACUGCCCAGUCAUCGCACAGUCCAUCAAGGGUAACGUCGGAACAACGGAGGAGCAGUUGGACGCUGCCGAGCGCAAACUGGGCGUACGCUUUCCGGAUGACCUCCGAUGCUGCUACCGGAUCCACAACGGGCAACGGCUAGCCUCACCAGGUUUGAUGGGCAGCAUGAGCAUUCCGACGCACUACCGGUCGGAAUCCCUGCUGGACCUGGAAACAGCCAUCGCCGGCUUUCAGAGCCGAGACGGCCUACAGGGCUGCAUGCCACUCACCUUCUGCCUACACUCGGGCCUGACCCAGUUCAUCGCGCUUCACGACACGGACGGCCACGCACCGGGGUGCGUCUUCUACCCUUCGCAAGACCUCACCCAGGGCGUCAGGGGACAUCCGCUCGACGCCUUCAUCACCGCCCGAUCCUUCCAGGAGUGGUUCACUGGUUAUGCCGACAUGCUGGAAAACGAAGAGUUUGUAGUGCUCGACAAUCAACCCUACAGGUUCUACCACGUGCCGGGCUGCGAGCUGACGACGGACAACAUCACCGUCUCCGUGGCAACAUGUUUCAUGCCCGAGUUGAGCAGCGUCAAUCCGCCGCACUUCUUCCACACGUACCGCAUCACGAUGUCUAUGUCGGAAGACGCGUCCGACCGGGAGAGCUGUCAGCUGGAGACCCGCCACUGGAUCAUCACCGAUGAGAACGGGCUGGAGGAACGCGUGGAUGGCCGUGGUGUUGUGGGCGAAUACCCUGUGAUGAGCCCCGGCGCCUACUUCUCGUGGGUGAGCUGCACCAGCCUGAGCACCACCUUUGGCAAUAUGAAGGGCCAUUUCGUCAUGCGAAACCUGCACACUGGCGACAUGACCGAGGUGCACUGUCCCGUGUUCAACAUGAAGUGUCUACCAUACGUCACGUCAGCCGAGCGAGAAGCCAUCAAGCGGCAGCGAGACGCCGUUAAGAAAGCGCAGUGAUGCCCUCCCCAUUGAAACUGAUCCGACUCAGCGCCUUGUGCUUGCUCCAUCUUUCGUCGCGGUCAUCAAGUGUCAGCGUGACAAAUGCUGCUGGCCGUUCCAUUGCACUGGCGUCUCGGACUGCGAUGUGACCGUCACACAUCAAGCUGCUUCCGUCACAUACGAUUGCUGUAGUGUGAUUCAGUUGGGGUAUUCGCAAUCUGACUGUCGUGACCAUGAGUUCAAGGCCCGACCAACACCGGCGUCACACGCUCCGUCACAGUCACAACACCAUUACCUGUCACGAAGCAGUGUUUUCUUACAAAUUUUGUCUCAAUAAUGGCACCAGCAAAUAUUCUCAAUGUUGGCAUCCCAUGCUUGAAGAAAACGAAGCGAUAAGACGUUGUAUCGUGACGGUUGCAAAUGCCAUGACGGUGAUGUGACGAAGCAUUUGACAGCCCGUCAGUCGGGCUGCCUGAGGCAUAAAAAAAGAUUGGCUGAUUCAGGCUAUGUUGUGCGUCGUGGCCAUGACAUGAGCUUGACGUUGCAAUACGAAUACGAUUUUUUUAAUCUUUUUUUUUACACAUAGAUACGCGUAGGCGUAAAUCUUCGUGCCAACAGCCAGCAGAUAAUUUUUUUUGUUAUUGUUUUCUUAAUUUGCAGGGUUUUAGCAAUGCAGGGCAGCUCAAAGAAACAACGGGUUUCUGUAGCAGCAACGAUUUUGAAACGGCUAUUGUGCAUUACCGUGAGGAUAAGAAGCGCUUUCGUUUAUGACAAGCAGUUCCUUAGCUGCAAAACUGGUGCAUUGUGCGAUUUCUUUUUCUUUUUUCUUAGCCUAUCUCUUGGAGAUAAAAACUACUUUCUGGGCAGUCAGUCUACGAUUGGCUUUCUUUUUUUUCUUUUUUUUUUUUUUUUUUUUUUUACAGGCCGAAGAAUUCUGUCCUGUGCAGUUGAGUCUUAAGAUCCUGCAUUUCAGUCUUAAAAUGCACGCACAAGGGGAUUCUUGUAUUUUAACCUCUGUGUUUUACUUUAGGCUCAGAGGCUGAAGAGAAUGCCAGACAUCGAAGCUACAGUUUGACAGGUUUUUGGCGAGCACUGUUACUUGGAUAGAUUUAUUAUAUAUCGCAAAUGAUAGCCAUGCACUUGAGAGAUCUAGUGGUUCGAGUUUCAUUUACACCUCCUCCGUCAUUGUCUUUGACAUAGGUGCUUUUGUUUGACCCAAGAAGAGCUUCACAGAGGUUAGCACACCUCAUGCUGCUCCAUUUUUAAAGGGGCCCUGCAACAGUUUUCCAAGUGAUUGUCUAAUGGCUACAUCGAAAGAGCUUAUUGCAUCACAAAUCAACUUCCGCAAAAAUUUUCAGAAUCCGUCGAGUACGAGCGGAGUUACAGGGGUUUGUCGCAUGCUUUAGGCACUUUCUCUCUCCUCUCGUACGAGCGGGCGCAUUGAAAGCUACGCAGGGAGGGGGAUGACAAGGGGGCAAGAAGAUGCGUCCCUUCGUCAGUGUGCGUCACGACCUUGAGGACUUUCUUUUCAUUUUUUCUUCGAAUGCGCGGCUUACCUUCAAUGUGAUUGCGCGCGCAGGCAUGUGGCGGCAUCCUGCGGCGGCGACGGUAACCAUGCAGCUAACGAUGCUCAAAUGCAGCCAACGGCCGUGGGCUUUGGGUGUAUGGCAUCAUUUGUAGAGAGAAGAGGGAUCGAUUUCUAGCCGACUUUGAGAAUUAAUUGUAAAUUUCAGGCCGCGUGCUGCGCUAUGAUGUUCGGCUUGCGUGUUCUCAGGAGCCUCAACCACCGAUCGGCAGUGUUUUCUGACCAUGCUGAAAAAAUGUUGCAGGGCCCCUUUAAGCAACCUUGGAAUGAAAGCAACUGAAUGUGUUUUAAGUAUGCUACCAACAUAAACCAAAACUCGGACAAGGUUAGAACAAAUAGAUUGCCUUAUUAAGCUUUUGAGCUUCAGUCAUACUUGAUGCCGUUUAGUUCAGGUUAUAAAACGUAGAUGUGGGACUAGAUCACAGGUAGGGACCAGCUGUAAGGCAGUUGCAUGUUGAGAUUUUAUACAAGUAUGCGUAACCACCACUUUGAUAAGUGUUUUUUUCCCUAUAUGCUUUUCAAUUUGUGUUGACAGUAAGUCGGCGCUGUGGAAUCCUGCAAGGCAGAGGAAGGGUUCAGAAAGAGAAAAUUGCCAUCAACCCAUUUGUAGCACAAAACUGUAAAACGAAAUCUGUAGUGAUUUUUCUGAAGAAAAAAAAGACUUGUCCUCACACGGGAUUCGAACCCAGAACCAAUGCUUUUCUGAGACGGUCGCUUUACCAUCCAAGCUGCACAAGAGUGAAUAAAUUCACAGUGCAAAGCACAUGGACUAAAUAUGGCAAAUCCAUUCUGCGGAAUGCCAUAUUCAGUCCGUGUGCUUGGAACUCUUAACCCAUGCGGUAAGGCAACUGCAUCAGAAAGGCAUUGGUCCCGGGUUCAAGUCCCAGACCAGCGUGAAUUUUUCUUCAACCGCUAAGUUUUCUUUGUGAGAAACCCGUAUGGGUUUCCUAGUAGCUUCGAGCUGCAAACGGGCAUAUGACAAUUUUGCCAUCAUGUUGACUGUGCAUUUACGAAUGUGUUGCUUGACGAGACAUCAAGAGGAGACAGGACUGUGAUGAUGACGUUCUUUUCUUCACUCGCAUUUGGAGUCGCGCAUUACUUUGCCAAUGAAUUAACAGUGUUGGUUUAUUGUUCUAGCUGUUUAUAGUCUUAGUGAUUUUUUGAUCGGUGGUUUUCGUUAACCAGAUGGUGAUACGCAUGAGGCAUGUGCAUAACUAGAAAGAAUGAAGUCUUGCAUGUCAAGAGUGCUCCGGCAGUCAUUUUGUGCAGAUGUCAUGGGGAGUUCAUAC